Molecule: messenger RNA, 1365 nt
Organism: Phaeoacremonium minimum UCRPA7
Lineage: Eukaryota; Fungi; Ascomycota; Sordariomycetes; Togniniales; Togniniaceae
Product: putative acyl- dehydrogenase protein
Exons: 1
Coding region: 1-1365 (454 amino acids)
Biological process (GO): butyrate catabolic process; fatty acid beta-oxidation using acyl-CoA dehydrogenase
Molecular function (GO): flavin adenine dinucleotide binding
Source: RefSeq, a predicted model, not a curated record
AUGAAUUUCGAGCUGCCUGCAGAUGUACAGGACUUCCUAUCGCGUAUAGAUGCCUUCAUAGAGAAGACUGUCUUGCCUCUUCAGCGCGAAAACGACAACAACCGCUUCUUUGACUACCGCCGCGAAGCAUCACGGACACAAUGGGAUAACAAUGGCCUACCGGCAAAGGAUUGGGAGAUCCUGUUGCGUAAGACCAAGAGGCUCGCAGAUGACGCUGGCUUCUACCGUUUCGCAGUACCUCAAGAGUACGGCGGUUCUGGGAGUGCUUCGCUUAAUCUGCACAUGUGCGCCGUUCGGUACCACCUUACCUCCCAUCCUGUCUAUGGUGGAGGUGUCAGCUUAGCCAACGACCUACAAAGCGAGCAUAGUGUUGUAGGCAACAUUCCCUUUAUCAUUCUGAUAUACCACUACGGCACUCAAGAGCAAAAGGAUACGCUCAUUCCCGCUGCCAUCCGUGGCGAUGUGAAAGCCACCUUUGGCUUGACCGAGGUUCACCAUGGCUCAGACGCCACUCAUAUGGACACGGUCGCUCGUCGCAUUACCCUGCCCUCGGGCGAGCCUGGAUACGAAAUCAACGGCAACAAGAAAUGGCAGUCGGGCAUGCACCAUGCAAGCUACUUGACUAUUUUUGCGCGUACUUCCGGAAAGGCGGGUGACGCAAAGGGAAUCACUGCCUUUCUCGUGCCGCAAGACACGCCCGGCGUGGAGGUCGUCUCAUACCAAUGGACACUCAACAUGCCCACCGACCACGCAACGGUCGCGCUCAAUAAAGUCUGCGUGCCAACGUCUGCUAUCCUGGGUCCCAUCGACAACGGCCUCGCGAUCGCGCAGUCUUUCACCCACGAAAACAGAAUCCGCCAGGCGGCUGCGAGUUGUGGCGCAGCGAGAUACUGUAUUGACCGUAGCGUCGAGUACGCCAAUAGGCGUCAUGUGUUUGGAAAGCCUUUGUCCAGGAACCAGGCUAUCCAGUGGCCGCUGGUAGAGCUCUCGACACAAGUGGAAAUGUUGAGGUUGCUGAUUCUACGAACAGCCGUGGAAAUGGAUCGGGUCCACGCAGAGGCCAAAGCGACUGGAAAGGCACCUUGGGUCGCGAUUGAGAGGCAGCUUGGGCACAAGAUUGGGAUGUGCAACUACUACGCGGCUCGUCUGGCCUGCCAGUCUGCCGAUCGGGCUAUGCAGAUCCACGGCGGUGAUGGUUACUCAAGACACUACCCUUUUGAGCACAUUUGGCGUCAUUUCCGGCGAUAUAGGAUCACUGAAGGCAGCGAAGAGGUGCAGAUUCGCAAGGUCGCGGCGUAUCUAUUUGGAUACAAGACGACCGGGGAGGAGAAGACACAAUCUACGCCGAAACAGGCCAAGAUAUAG